AUGGCCAAUGUUCGGUAUCUGUUCGGUGUUACUUUACUGGUGCUACUGUUAGAAGUGCGGUGUAAUGUGAUCUAUGACACUCCGGAUUACCAGCUGUUGGAGUUUGGGCAGUAUAAUUCGAACAAUAGGAUUUGUUUCUACCAAAAAAUUCUUGCUGGAAAAUCAAGCCCCGUGGUGCUAAGUUUUAACAAUCCCACCAACAUGCCCAUCACAUAUAUCAAAAUCCAGCAAAUGCCACGAAGGCGCGCUGGAAUAUUAGCGGAAAUUUCCAGUGGCGCAAUCGGUACACCAUCGGUCGCAGUGACCGUUCAAGCAUCGCAGAGUCGACAUUCCUUCGGUGGCGAUGUUCGCGUAGAAAUGAUGUGCACUCCUCCACCCCCCACAACUACAAUCAGUAUAACGCCGACGAUGACACCAGUAAUGACAACUACAACAACCGUAACACCUACCUCAUCUACGACUCCUGGAAGUACAACAACCGUUUCUGGAACCACUAGUACUACAGCCGGUACGACAACAACCGUUGCUACAACAUCAACGACCGGUACUGGCACUACUGCUACCGUAACACCAACGCCAUCAACGACUUCAGGAAGUACAACAACCGUUUCCGGUACCACUAGUACUACAGGUGCGACAACAACAACAACCGUUGCUACAACAUCAACGACCGGUACUGGUACUACAGCUACCGUAACACCAACGCCAUCUACGACUUCAGGAAGUACAACUACCGUUUCUGGUACUACUAGUACUACAGGUGCGACAACAACAACAACCGUCGCUACAACAUCAACGACCGGUACUGGUACUACAGCUACCGUAACACCAACGCCAUCUACGACUUCAGGAAGUACAACUACCGUUUCCGGUACCACUAGUACUACAGGUGCGACAACAACAACAACCGUCGCUACAACAUCAACAACAGCUGCUAGUACGUCAACCACAGCGGCACCCACAACAUCAACGACCGUUGCUAGUACUACAACCACAGCGGAACCCACAACAUCAACGACAGCUGCUAGUACUACAACCACCGAAGCACCCACAACAUCAACGACAGCUGCUAGUACUUCAACCACAGCGGCACCCACAACAUCAACGACCGUUGCUAGUACUACAACCACCGAAGCACCAACGACAUCAACGACAGCUGCUAGUACUACGAUCACAGCUGCACCCACAACAUCAACGACAGCUGCUACUACUACGACCACCGCAGAACCCACGUCAACGACAGCUGCUAGUACUACAACCACCGAAGCACCCACAACAUCAACUACAGCCGCUAGUACUACAACCACCGCAGAUCCCACGUCAACGACAGCUGCUAGUACUACAACCACCGCAGCACCCACAACAUCAACGACUGUAGCUAGUACAACAACCACCGCAGCACCAACAACAUCAACGACUGUAGCUAGUACUUCAACCUCAGCGGCACCCACAACAUCAACGACCGUUGCUAGUACUACAACCACCGAAGCACCAACGACAUCAACGACAGCUGCUACAACGACAACUACUACAGGAGCUACAACAACAACAACCGAUGCUACAACAUCCACUACAGCUUCUAGUACCACAACGACAGGGGCAACUACUACGACAGGUGCUACAACAACAACCGAUGCUACGACAUCGACGACAGCUUCUACUACUACAACAACCGAUGCAACGACGACUACUGCCGAUGGUUCCCAAGGACAUUACUACUCCCAACACGCCCAAGCUCCGGCCAAGAGAAAAAUAUUAGGCAAUCGCCAAGCGGAACCUCAAGAAGACGCUAAAGACAGUUAUUGGCGAAAUGCAGUUCAAGACAAACUGACGUUCUACGGCAAAGAAAAGAAGGUUAUCCUCAAAAGGCUGACGAACUACGCUCAAAGUGAGAACAGAUUAUUGCAGAGGCAGCUCGGAUUCCGGAAAGAGAUCUCGACGGUGGAUGCCAUCCGCACAAUCAUCGCGAGCGCGGAGAAAGCAUCGCAGAAAAUGUAA
Molecule: messenger RNA, 1998 nt
Organism: Topomyia yanbarensis
Lineage: Eukaryota; Metazoa; Arthropoda; Insecta; Diptera; Culicidae
Product: mucin-5AC-like
Exons: 5
Coding region: 1-1998 (665 amino acids)
Source: RefSeq, a predicted model, not a curated record